UUUGGCUUUUUAACAUCAAUAGCUAUAUACAGCUUAAUUUUAUUUAUCAUUUAUUAGUGAAAAAUCAACAUCCCACUUAAGGAGGAGGGUUUUGAGGACAUAACAUCUUAGGGAUAAGAGAGCGAGUGAGUGGUAAGGGAAGCACUUUGGGGUUCCCAAGUAGUACACGAAAAGAAUUAUAGUUUAAUACUAAAUAGAUUAGAGGGUUGUCUGCUCCUGAAAGGCACCUAAAAUUAGAGUCUCGAGGAUUUUGCUUCCUACACCCCUAUCAUCCCCACCAAUGCCCUUACGGCACGUGUCACAAACACCGACACCUUGUAUCAGCCGCCGGGGCAGAGACUCAUCACCCCACCUUCGUCCUUAACGGCACCUGAACCCAAGAACUCCCACCCCCCCCACAACUUGUUGCCCAAUGCACUCAUCUCAUGUGCGCGGCUGCAUACAACAUUUCCAAGACCUCCCCACUAUUAGACCCUGUCAUCAUGUGCACAGGAGAGAAGACUCGACCCACUACACGUGCAUGGGGAGAACGCAAUUCUGGUACCCCAUAUAACCCUUUUGAGGUCAUUUCAUGGUUGCCCAACUGCCUCAUUUUCUCUCUAAACGUCUCCAGAGAGAGAGAGGGAGUUUGAUCCGUAAGCGUUCGAUAAAAGGUCUGAAUGAAGAAGACUCACAUUAAUGGUACUGAUGGAGAGAGGAAUAUGGAAGCCUAACGCUGAGAUAUCUCCCAAUUGUCCCAGGUGUGGCUGUUCCAACACCAAGUUUUGUUACUACAACAAUUACAGCUUAACUCAACCUCGAUACUUUUGCAAGGGCUGCAGAAGAUACUGGACCAAAGGAGGGUCCCUCAGGAACGUGCCUGUUGGAGGUGGCUGCCGGAAGAACCGAAGAGGAAAGUCUCUGAGGCUUUCGACGGCCACAGACGGAGCCAUUCUGGCGAAGAAUUUGAAUUAUGGAACUACUACUGUCUCCAGUGGUCUGGUUGGACAUUCAUAUGGUGCCAAUAAUAAUGGAAGUUUCUUAGAUGAAUAUUCCAAUAGGUCAUCAAUGUUGCCUGAUGGGUCCCAUAUUGAUCUUGCGCUUGUUUAUGCCAACUUCUUGAAUCAAAAGCCAGAUAUUUCCAAGAGUACUACUAUGAAUAAUAGUAAUAAUAAUGGACUAGAAAUCCUGGAAUUGGGUUGCGAUCAUUUAAUUGAUCCAUCUUUGGAGUUUAUUUCAAGCACUCCUAUGAGUAAUGUUAACAUUCAAAUGGCACAAGAAAACGGUCUAGUUGGAUGCCAUGCCAGUAAUGCCAAUCUUUCUGAAUUGACCGCUGAAAAUUGUUGCAGCACUGGAAAUGAGCAGAUUUACAAUUUCUGUGGUUUGGACUCGUUUCACAAGCAAUAUCGUGAUCGAACAGAGCAUUGUGUAAGUGAUCAUUUUGGGCUGCCGCCAUUGCCAGGACAGGAGGUGUUAUGGUCAAGCAGUUCUCAUCAUCAGAUGAUGGUUAGCCAAGCCAUUCAAGUAACACAGCUACCAGUUCUCGGACCAGAAGCUCAUCAAGAUGAAAACCUGUCAACUGUUAAUUGGAGUACAUUUGAUUUGCCAAGUGAAGAUACUUUCUCAGCUCCAGAGAAAAUUUGAUGUUUUUAUAUUAUUUUUCUUGUUUGUUUUAUAUAGUAUAUAUAUAUAUAUAAAUAUAUAUUUGAUGAGUUCAUGUAUAGAAUAGAAUUUGAAUGAUAUACCACCUGAAAUAAUUAAUGAGUAUCAUUCUUAUAAACUCAGUUUUCCCAAGUAAAUAAACAAAAAAGAUGUAUUUUUUGUUUCUUCAAUUGACAAAGUGAAUUCUA
Messenger RNA from Humulus lupulus (European hop), 1829 nucleotides. Its product is annotated as dof zinc finger protein DOF3.5-like. Gene Ontology annotation, biological process: regulation of DNA-templated transcription. NCBI's taxonomy places the organism in Eukaryota, Viridiplantae, Streptophyta, Magnoliopsida, Rosales, Cannabaceae. Gene Ontology annotation, molecular function: DNA-binding transcription factor activity; DNA binding. The transcript has a single exon. Bases 679 to 1623 code for a protein of 314 amino acids. The record is from RefSeq and is a predicted model, not a curated record.